Larimichthys crocea (large yellow croaker) is the source of this 2870-nucleotide messenger RNA. Its product is annotated as histone-lysine N-methyltransferase SETDB1-B. Gene Ontology annotation, biological process: negative regulation of gene expression; heterochromatin organization. The transcript has 8 exons. The record is from RefSeq and is a predicted model, not a curated record. The coding region runs from base 281 to 1330 and encodes 349 amino acids. Lineage: Eukaryota; Metazoa; Chordata; Actinopteri; Sciaenidae. Gene Ontology annotation, molecular function: histone H3K9 methyltransferase activity. Gene Ontology annotation, cellular component: nucleus.
AUUUAGUAGUUUCCUGAAGAGAAGAAGACGAGCUCCACAAUAACAAAGGUCUAAGAUGGAGGAAGUUGUGUUUAUCUUAAUUUUGUCUAAUGCAGUUCCUCAGCGGGAUAAAAUAGCAUAAGUCAUUUUGCAUAAUUUGUAUACAGUCGUGAUACAACAUAACAAAAUAAAGACACCUGCUGUAUAUCCAGCUGCAGUCGGCUUGUGGUGCUAUCCUGACAGCUAGCCUCUGUGCUGCCAAGUGACGCACAAACUAAUUACAACAGAGACCAAAGUGGUUAUGGAGGUGGAUGAGAUGGAGACGAGAAUCUUGGAGCUGCAUUCUGUGGAGAGGGCCGAAUCUGAUGAAGAAAGAGGUGAUGGUGGUGAAAGUAUGUCUGCUUCCCCAUGGAAGUCUGUUCCCUCCACAAAUGAAACUCCAAGGAAGAAGAACAGUUCUGACUCUCUCAGGGCCCUAAAAGAAGCAGUGGUGGUUUUGACCAGACUCCCUGAAUAUAAGAUCAGCGCUCUGCGACCACCGACGCCUGAGCAGUUCUACAGUGAAGACGAAUCCCUCAGCAGCUCUGAUUCGGAUAUGGAGUCGGAACCUGAAGUGUCAGAACCAGCCGCUGUCAUAAUAUCAUCAGCUUUCGCCCACUGCUCUGAAGAAAUCACAAAGGUCCGUCCUGAUUUGCCAGACGAAGACGUCAAAGUGGACAUGAUGGUUCUGGCAAGGAGAAGACACAUGAGAUGGCAGCGGGGAAAAAUGGUGGAAAUAAUAACAAGAGAAGAUGGACGGUUGAAGUACAAAGUAAGUUUUAAAGAAAAGGGGAAGAGCCUUGUGUCUGGUCACCACAUCGCCUUUGACACCACACCGAGGCUGGAGCAGCUGUAUGUUGGUGCUCGUGUGGUGGUCAAGUGUAAUGAUCGAAAGUUCCGGUCUGCUAUAUUGGCAGAGCUCCCCAGCAGAAAGAACCGACUAAGGUUCUUGGUCUUUCUGGAUGAUCACGUUCCGGUUUAUGUUGGUUUACCUUUACUUCACCUGGUGUGCAGACCAUUGGAGGAUGUAUCAGAGAGCAUUCCAGACGGCCCUCACAAGUGUUUCAUGAGGAGAUACCUGAAGGACUGGCCGUGCCCACAUUUAAUCCAUUACACCGCUGGACAGACCCUGAAUGUUGAACUCAAUGGAGUCCAGCAGAAGUGUGAGGUGCAGGUGGUUGACAGCAGCUUGAUACAGGUCGUUUUUCAGAAUAAUCAACACAAGGAGUGGAUUCAUCGAGGCUCCAUACGACUUGAACACAUGGCCAGAUUUUUGGAGUUGCAAGCAGCGCACGAGGAUGAUUCAGACUAAAAGUCCACAGACAGAGAUAUUAAAAAAGUCAUAUCUGUCAUUAUCACCCUAAAGUUAUGUGCCAGUUUUUUUGGGAAACAGUAAUUGAACCAUUUCAGCUCAAAAUAAGACUUACAAUUAUGAGAGGAGUGUGUGUGGGUUUUUUUUUUUUUAAAUGUUAAUAGGGUUCUGCAUAAUUAUGCAUAGAAAAAAUACUAAAGAAUGAUAAUUUUCAGUUUGUCCAGAAAUGUGAAUGUAUUUUAACACAACUUUUGGCAGAAUAUUAAAGAAGCUGUAAGUUCAAACAGGCAUGUCGCAGACAAGAAUAUUAGCCUUGUCUUCUAUUCUUUCUUUUUUUUUUGUACUGUGUUACAGAUGAGGCCUGUUUUGAUGGUUGAAAUUAUUCAUUUAAUCUAGACUUUGUAUUGAAAUAUGACUGAUUGAAUGUUGAGCUUUGAGUUUUUGGAAGCUGCUGUGACAGUUAACUAUAAACUGUCAAAUUGAAAUGCUUUUUUUAAUGUUUAUAUGCUUCAGUAGUGGGAUUUUACUGCAUGAUAACAUGUCCUAUUGUUUUCAGUCUUUUAAGUUGCUAAGAUCUUGGAACAAAUUAUCCACCCAAACAAGUCAGAGAUUCUUUAUUCAUGUUAAUUCAUGUGCACUUAAGAGCUCAACUCAGUCUCUGACUUGCCUCCGAACAUAAAACUAAUGAACCAUUAGCAAAUAUAAGUUCAGCCAAAUCCCCCGCUCUGUUCCUCGAACCAGUAGCCCAGGCUGUCCUGAAAUCAGCUAAUCAUGACCCUAUUCUUCCCAGCACCUAACACUGCAUUUCUUUGUAUGCAGAUGAUAUACUGCCCUUUACACAGAAUGUCCUUUAAUCUUUUCCCCCAUCAUCUACACGUCUUUAAUAAUUCCAGCCAGAUCUCAAGGAAAAUCGACAAAAUUACAUUUAUUUGUUCUUUUAUUCUUUUUAUUUAUCAAAGAUAACCCCUUGAGAUGUACCAUCUCAUUUUCGAGGGGGUCCUUACAUCCAAUUGAUACCUUCAUUCCACCAUAUUCUGUAACAGUUGUCCUAAGUUGGGAGGACAUCCAGCAUCAUUCCCUCAGUGGAGCAAUAAUGAUGUACAGACUUUAUAUUUUGGGGGACAUUUCAAGACAUUCAGAAGCACUUUAACUCACCUAAAGCUUUGUUUUCUUCUUCUCUCUGCAACUUUUCACAGCAUUGCACACCAGUGGUGGGAUGGCCGCUCAUCCUUUUCACAUGGCACUGACUAAGCCAUUCAGUUGUCUCUACUACUGAUGCUGUCCUUCCAUUAUAAGUGUGUGGAAGGAGGACCUGUCAUCUAAUGAUACCAAUCUGAACAACUAAUUUGGCACAACACACUGCUAUCCUCUAGAUUCUAGAGGAUAACUUUCUAGAGUUUAGAAAGUUAGCCACUUUAAUAAGUAGGGAAUGGGGGGAAGAUGGGGAUUGUGGUAUCUUUUUUUGUGUACGUGUAAUGUAUAUUAACUUGUAAGUGUCGCCUUCAUUUCCAGAGAUGUAUAAAGAAAUCUAAGUUCUUAA